Messenger RNA from Sipha flava (yellow sugarcane aphid), 1738 nucleotides. RefSeq names its product galactosylgalactosylxylosylprotein 3-beta-glucuronosyltransferase P. Gene Ontology annotation, molecular function: galactosylgalactosylxylosylprotein 3-beta-glucuronosyltransferase activity. The coding region runs from base 501 to 1577 and encodes 358 amino acids. The transcript has 6 exons. Gene Ontology annotation, biological process: chondroitin sulfate proteoglycan biosynthetic process; carbohydrate metabolic process. Gene Ontology annotation, cellular component: Golgi membrane. NCBI's taxonomy places the organism in Eukaryota, Metazoa, Arthropoda, Insecta, Hemiptera, Aphididae. The record is from RefSeq and is a predicted model, not a curated record.
CGCAUACCGGACGCAGCACGACGUGGUACGACCGCGACGGCCGACCGCUCGUUAUUUUUUUCACUUGAUCCCGUUCCGGCGGAUACGAGACCGAACCGCGUACGUCGUUGUCGUCCGUACGUUGUUGUACCCGUCGAUCGUGCCCACCCGGGUUCAUCGACGCGCCCGGAAAGUGUCGAAACCGAAAAUCGAUUCGGCCGACGCACCGGUAAGGGGGCACGGAAUCGCCGAUUUUUUGAAUUUCCGACAACCGUUAACAAUCGCGGAGAAACCGUUGCCCACUCGUAGCUUGCACGCGUUCACACAAUUGCCACCGCCUGUCCGCCGACAGCAAGAUAGUAACAGUAUUAAUUGUAUAAUAUCUACGAAUUAUCCCUAACAUGCCGGCACGAGCCACGCGCGACCACGCGUCUACCGCGAUUCUGUACAGAAUGCGAACGCGGGACGAUGCGAAGUGAUGACACCGGCCUCCGCAGCCGCCGCCGCCGCAGCGGUCGACCAUGAUUUUGCCCGUGUCCAUCCAGAUGCGCGUGCUGUGGACGCUGGCGAUGGGCACUGUGUUCGUCGUCCUCGUGCAGUACCAGUCGUCGGGCGCGUGGUCGCAGCAGCAGCAGCAGCAGGGCCAGCCGCUGGCCGGUGGCCGCCUGGACCCGAUGGUGGCCGAGGACCUGGUGACGAUGGCGCUGUCCAAGGUGGUCGUGGACGGGGACGUGCGCGUGUCCAAGGACGUGUUGACGGGCAUCACGCGGCAGAUCGCCAGGUACGUGGUGUACAGCGCGGGCGGCUACUAUGGGGCCACCGCCGCCGCCGCCGCCGCCGCCACGACGUCGGCCAACACCAUAUACGUCAUCACGCCAACGUACAGGCGGCCCGAGCAGAUAGCCGACCUCACUAGGCUGGCGCAGGCCCUCAUGCUGGUCCGGGACGUGCACUGGCUGGUCGUCGAAGACUCGCACGUCAAGUCGCCGCAGCUGACCGCGCUCAUACAGUCGUUCGGCGUCAGAUACGACCAUUUAAUCGCUCCCAUGCCAGAAAAAUUCAAAAAAAUACGAGGUGCUAAACCCAAAGGAGUGGCAAAUCGAAACCGAGGUCUGAAAUGGAUUCGUCAGAACGCGGUGGAAGGCGUAGUGUACUUCGCCGAUGACGAUAACACCUACGAUGUUAGGCUAUUCAAUGAGAUGCGCAACACACAGAAAGUGUCCAUGUGGCCUGUAGGUCUGUGCACGAAGACUGGCCUGAGCACGCCAAUCGUGAAGAACGGAAAAUUGAUCGGAUUCUACGAUGGUUGGAUUGCAGGUAGAAAGUUUCCAGUCGAUAUGGCCGGAUUUGCGAUUAGCGUUAAAUUCCUACAAGAACGACCCAACGCUCAAAUGCCUUAUAAACCGGGAUUCGAAGAAGACGGAUUUUUGAGAACAUUGGCUCCUUUCGAACCGCAUGAAAUCGAAUUAAAAGCAGACAAUUGCACCAAAAUAUUAGUGUGGCACACGCAGACGAAGAAGAACGAGCCAUCGUUGAAAGUAGACAAAGAGAAGUACAAGAACACCAACGUACUUAAACUGAAGGAUAUCAUAGUCUGACACAUUUCGACUGCCAUGGCCGCCGCAGGAUAUUCACUGGGAACAGAAUUUUUCAUGUUACAUAUUAUUAUUAUUGCGGACACGCGUCCAUUUGAUCGUCCUCGAUAGUGGUCUUAAGCAAAAAAAAAAAAAAAUAAAAUAUAAAAAAGGGAUUUGCUCAA